GAGUUCAUUCUCUCAGGACUGACAGAUCGGCCAGAGAUGCAGGUCACCCUGUUUGCAUUGUUCUUACUGAUUUAUGUUACGACCCUUAUCUGUAAUGGGGGGAUGAUCUUGUUAAUCACAAUUGACCCCCGACUCCACACCCCCAUGUACUUUUUCCUCCGGAACUUGUCUUUCUGUGAUCUCUGCUGUUCCACAGUAAUUGCCCCUAAGAUGCUGCAGAAUUUCUUAGAAGAGAGGAAGAGCAUUUCCUACACGGCCUGCGCUGUGCAAAUGUAUUUCUUUUUUGUUUGCGCAGACACUGAGAGUCUCUUGCUGGCUGUGAUGGCGUAUGACCGUUAUGUGGCCAUCUGUAACCCACUGCUCUAUAUGGUCAAUAUGUCCAGGCAGCGCUGUAACCAGCUGGUGUCUGGGGUGUGUGCUGUGGCGUUGGUGGAUGCAAUGAUACUCACCUGUUGUACAUUUCGGCUGUCAUUCUGCAGCUCCAACAUCAUCAGGCAUUUCUACUGUGAAAUGCCCUCUCUGAUGGCACUCUCCUGCUCUGACACACACAUCAAUGAGAUGGUGAUGGUUGCUUCUUUGUGCUACACCGUAGUGAUCGCCACUUUGACUAUCCUCCUCUCCUAUGUCUACAUCAUCUCCACUAUCUUGCAGAUCCACUCUGCAGAGGGUCGGCGCAAAACCUUCUCCACCUGCGCUUCCCACUUGACUGCAGUGAUACUGUUUCACAGCACUCUCAUUUUCAUGUGUUUACAACCCACCCCCAGCGAUUCCAUGGGCACUGACACAGACAAAAUAGCCUCCUUGUUCUACACGCUGGUGAUCCCCAUGUUGAACCCCCUCAUCUACAGCCUGAGGAACAGGGAGGUGAAGGACGCUCUGAGGAAAGCCAUGAACAAACUCCUCAGCAAGUCUUGA
Pelodiscus sinensis (Chinese soft-shelled turtle) is the source of this 915-nucleotide messenger RNA. Lineage: Eukaryota; Metazoa; Chordata; Testudines; Trionychidae. The record is from RefSeq and is a predicted model, not a curated record.